AAGUAGACCAGCACGUUACGAAUACAUCUCAUUCCCAUAUAUCUCGAUGUAUUCUUCAUCAGGCGAUCAUCUGCGGAGGUUAAUCAAUUCCUUGGAACCCGAAUGCUCUUAGGCUGCGCGUUUACUGCAGACGAUGGGGGAUUCGGAGCCGUCUCGUCUGGAGUCUGAGCACCGCGAAGCUCUUGACAUAGAAUCAUCUGACAAUGAAGAAGAUCACUUCUCAGACGCCUCAGAAGGUCAGAAUAUGAGUAGCUCGGACGCAUCGCUACCAGCGCCAUCGAUAAAAGUCGAGAAGACCGACAACGUCCCGAGUCAUGGCGAAGUACCAGGAACUGCAGCAUAUGAGGCCAGGAAGCAAGAUGCAGCCCCCGAUGAGGUUCAGGUCAUACCAGAAGAGAUCAAAGAAGACGCCUCUUCUAAUGUUUCUGUCUCCGAAAAAUCAACCAUCUCUGGCCAUGUUUCGGCGCCGUUAGCUCCCUCAGAGGACUCGGAAAUUCAACCCAUCAACGAAACAUCGCAUGAUGUACCACCUAGUGGGAUAGGAGAGGUGGAAGCGACAGAACACUCCGUGCAUGAAAAUGAUGACAAUCAGAGUCUCCCUCAAGACCCGACUUCUGAAGGCUUCACCACACCCCUGGCUCCAGCUGCUGAAACUAUGGAUCAGGACGCCGAUUCGACGGUGGAACCUCAAUCCGGAAUAUCUAGCUCAACGAACGAGUUUCAAGGUGCGACUGGAGACGGCUUUUCUGAGUCAUCAUUUGUUGCAACCCCAGGGGGUUUCCCUGCUUUUCCAGAGCCCACGGAAGGGGAAAGGCAAACGUCUCUACCGGAACACGUGGUCCCGCCUACGCAAGGUGAAAAUGAGCUGGAAGAACUUGUGGAUGAUUUUGAUGAUUUUGAGGAAGGAGGCGAUGAUGACGAUUUUGGGGACUUUGACAAUGGUUUUCAACAGCCUACAGAUACGGAACUAACAGAAAACACAUUCCCGCCAAGCGCCCCCCAAACACCUCAACCUUCAAGCGAUGCACCAGCUCUGGACGUGGUUGACUUCAGCAAGUUGAGCAGUCCAAACGACGUGUUAGGCAAGACAGAGGAACAUCUCAAUGCUCUCUUCCCAAUUGAAAUAUCUGAUCUGCCUUCCUUCGAAAUUGCUCCAGAUGAUAAUCCAAUCUUUCUCACCGAAAGGAGUGCUUCUCUUUGGUCCCAACUUGCAGCACCGCCGCCACUUCAACCGCCAAACUGGGUACGGUCACGAAUCCGACGGCUUUUUCUCGUCUCACUUGGAGUGCCUGUCGACCUUGACGAAAUAUUGCCUGCAAGCAAACAGAAGAAACUGGUGCUGCCUUCCAUCAAAUCCCCGCGGCCGUCAUUUGAUGGGCGACGCGAAAGCUCGUCGGGGAAGCAAGGCUCACAGACACUGGAUUCGAGCUCUUCUGAUUCAAGAAAGCGACGAGAGCCACAACCUCCGGAGCUUGACCUUCCAUCGACAAAAAUGCUUUGCACGACGACCGAAGCUGCAUUAUUGAACCUAAAUGAUGAAGAACUGAGGUCGCAUGUGCAGAAACUUGAAGAUUUGAUUGGAAAGGCCGGCAAAGUGCUAGAGUAUUGGCUCAAGAGAAAGGACAGCGCAAUCGGAGAUAAAGAGGUCUUUGAGGGCGUCAUCGAGAACCUGGUAAAACAUGCCAGGAAUGUUCGAAAAUGAGUAUUGAAAGUUCUUAAGCGUGUAUUUUCUGAGGAUGCGGUGCAAUUGCCCGCUUUUAACGGCUCUACCUUGCAGUAUAUGAUUCGAUGCAGGCUCCUAAUUCGAGAUGGGAUUUGUACAUGUGGAAUAUAUGGACGAAGCGGCUUUUUCUUCUUGCUUCCCUUUUUUUCGAAUAAAUACCCAACGAAUUUUAGACUACAUAAUGAGGAGGGGAACCUUGACUCCGACAGGACUAAUCUUUUUAAUGUUUGUGGACUUAAGGAGUGGCGCUCUUGAGGAUUUUCAUUACAUACCUGCAGAAUAGUAUAUUUUACGAUACUACCCAGAAACGAAAAUAUGUGCAACAUUUAUGGCACUGUAAUUAUACAGAUGCUUCUUGAGCUGGACCAGUAUCUCUGAGGU
This is a messenger RNA of Xylona heveae TC161, 2104 nucleotides long. RefSeq lists its product as hypothetical. Bases 134 to 1702 code for a protein of 522 amino acids. Lineage: Eukaryota; Fungi; Ascomycota; Xylonomycetes; Xylonales; Xylonaceae. The transcript is spliced from 3 exons. The record is from RefSeq and is a predicted model, not a curated record.